AUGUCAAAACCGUUUGGUGGUGAAAGAGAUGGAUGUGAAGAUGCUUGGUGGUGGUGGGGAUGGCGGUUGUGGAGUGGAGGUAGUGGAGGUGGUGACGGAGGUGGAGGUGGUGGAGAUGGAGGAGGAGGUGGUGGUGGUUGUUGUGGUGGUGGUGGCGGAGGAGGAUGUGGUGGUGAUGGUGGUGGUGGUAGAGUUGGAUGUGGAGGUGGAGGUUGUGCCAUUUAA
Messenger RNA from Prunus armeniaca (apricot), 225 nucleotides. The record is from the annotation of a GenBank genome assembly. NCBI's taxonomy places the organism in Eukaryota, Viridiplantae, Streptophyta, Magnoliopsida, Rosales, Rosaceae.